AUGGGGUUGAGGGGUGAAGCUAGAAGAAGGAAUAAAGGUGAGGUAGUGGAGGAGAACAAAUCCCUUUCUUCGGAAAAUAGUAGUGCCGUAACAUCGAGCAGCAUUCGUAAAAAGCGAGCAGCAACAACAACAAAGGAUGUCUGCCUGCAAUACAAAGAUGACGCCGACUGGAUUAGCUCUUCCGAGCCAUUUAUGUACAGACACCGACCAACAUCAGAAAGAACACAGGAUAUAUCUCACUUAUUGGCAAAGAUUUUCAAGGAAGUUUAUACCGGAGAGGUGAUUGGAGAGGAUGUGAUCAAUAAUCUUAUGAAAUCACAAGGUGGAGACAAUGAAUACCAUGAGAAAUUUGUGCAGCAGCUCCAAGAGAUUCAUGAAGAGUAUGACAGGCGAAUCGCAGAGGCCGACACAAUUGAAAAGCACAUCAUCCAGGCCCGAGCACGAGCUGCAGCAGCGGAGGAGAAGGCUCUGAAUAAAGAAAGGGAGGCGAGCGGAGGUAGCUUUGACAGCCUGGACCUACCUUCAGGUAACGCUUGCCUGUUUGCACCAUUUUCCAUUUCUUCAGCAGCAGCAAAACCGAUUGCCCAUUAUCCUGAACUGACCAUCAGCUUUAAACAACGCAUUUCUCAAAGCCCUGUGGAUGAUGGUUAUUCUGACCAGAGUCCAUCUAAAGAUCAUUUGACAGAAGACAGAUCAUCUUUAAUUUUACAGUCGACUUCUGGUGAAUUAACAAGUUUGAAAAAAUCCAGCCCUCAGGAAGAAAAGUCCAAGAAGCCACGCUGGAGGGAUGAGUUGUCAGUGGCCGACCGCAUCAAGGCUCGGGAGGAUAUGGCAAGGUUUGAGAGGUGCCACAACUUCCUGAAGAACCCACGUUUUCUACCCCCUCAACAGGGAGGCAAAUCACUCAUCAUUCCCAAAAAGAAAGUGCAGAAGAUGGUUGGCGAUAGAAAGAUCUUUGUGGAUGAAAGUGACCCUGGUGAACCCAUUCCUGUUUUCCUGGCAAAGCCACCGAUUAUCCUCUUCACGGACUACAAAGUCGGUCAGGUGUACGAGACCAACGUUGAGCUGCGGAAUAUGACGUCCAGUAGCCGUCACCUCCGAAUCAUCCCACCGAGCACCACUUUCUUUUCUGUUGGACUGGGUAAAUUUCCAGGAGAAGGUGGGAUAGUCGCUCCAGGAAUGAGCUGCCAGUACACAGUUCGCUUUGCUCCCGAUUCCCCAGCCGAAUUUGAGGACUUUCUAAUAGUGGAGACACAGACACCCUAUCCACUUGUGAUUCCUAUCGAAGCCAGAAGACCUCCUCCUAUAUUAACAUUACCUGCUACGUUAGACUGUGGAUUCUGCUUGAUGGGAGGAGUGAAGUUUACAGAGUUCCUGUGCAGAAACGAAGGGUACAAUGCUGGCUGUUUUUGCAUCAUGCCCAAGAGAAUGUGGCCGACAACCAACUUCAGGAGCGUAGCGGUGGCUGGAUUUCUGGACGUAACUCCGUUUGCAAUCAGACCGGCUGUGUUUGAGCUGCAGCCGGGACAGGCAUUGAUCCUGGAGGUUGCUUUCCUUCCACCUACUCCAGGAACCUUCUCUCAAACUGUUACAAUGGUUUGUGACAACUGCCACGUGAAAGACUUUGUACUAACAGGGUCUGGCCAGCAGGUUGCUUUGCAUUUCAUGUCGGUCAGUGGUGCAGAGAGCACGGCCAACCUAGGCGAGUGCAGAGACGUUACAGCAGAGCACUUUGUCCGCUUUGAGGCAACAAACCCACACGUAUGUUCCCAAAAGGUGAUCACCCUCCGCAAUGCUACACACAUAGAUCUUCCCUUUUGUUGGCAAGCACUGAAGCCUAAUCUGGUGUGCGCUAUUCCUGGAGAGUCCAUUGAAUACCCCAACCUGGAUUACGAUCAAGACUUGAAAACGGCCUUCCACGUCUGCCCAGAGAACGGUGUGAUGGAACCUCACCAGGAUCACGACUUCGUUCUCACUUAUUUCCCGCAAGAGCUGAAGGAAUACCAUAGUGUGCUUUACCUUAUCCUGCGCAAUAUUCCUGAACCUUCAAAUGCCAAUGAAUGUAACGGCGGUAGUCGGAAAAAUAGCAUGGAAAGAUCCAUAAAAGCAGCUGCAGCAUCUGGGGGUAACAUCAUAGCGCUGGAGAUGGAGGUUAAAGGCACCACUGAACCGUUUCAGGUCCUGCUGAAACCUUACGCCUUUCUCAUCCCGGGUGACAACUACAUGCACACGACUUUGAAAAGGUAUUUUCAGAUUUGGAACAACAGCAGUUCAUCCAUCUAUUUCGAGUGGGAGAGAAUGCAUGAUUCCCACAUCUUGGAGGUGCUACCUCCUUGUGGCACAAUAGAGGGCAAUGAUUACUGUGAACUGGAACUGUUGCUUACUGGGGGCAAGCCCGAGAAAAUGGCCCAACGUCUACAGUGUCACAUCCAGCAUCAUGUGGAGCCAGUCAUCCUUCAUGUGGAGGCAACCUUCGUGGGUCCGCGGGUUUGCAUAGACCAUCCAUUUCUGGAUUUCUGCCUGGUAAAGUUCGGAACCGAAGCCGCUUGCAGCCUGCACCUCAAGAACAAAUGCCAGCUGGCUGCUUCAUGGUUUUUACAAGAGAGUCCUGCAUGCCUGAAGGAGAGAGAAGAAGAGGUGUCACAAUUUACCUUUGAACCAUCGAGUGGAGAUCUGCCACCACUGUCUGAAUACACUGUGAAUGUACUGUUUACGCCCACCAAGUGCCAAAGCCUGAAGACCGUUCUUGAACUGAAUGUAGAAAAUGGAGAUGCAAGUCACAUCGCAGUGAAGGCUGAGGUUCAGGACGUGCGGGUUUGCCUGCUGAGUUGCACCGUGGUGUUCAAAGAUAUCUAUGUUGGCAUCCCAGCCCAGGAGAAGGCAACGCUGUUUAACCAGACGCUGCUGCCUGCAAAAUGUUCCUGGGGAGAGGUGCAUCAAAGCCAUGUACAUCAAUGUCGAAUCAAAAUCACUCCAACAAGCUUCACCUUGGGACCAAAUGAAAAGGCAGUGGUGUGCGUCGAAUUGACAGUUUUCAGCGCAGAGGAUCUGAACGGCGCUAUGGUCUCGUGCACAGUGGAGGACAUGAACGAACCACUGUUGCUGGAAUUAUUCGCUAAACCAAAGGGCUUGAAUAUAACAUACAGCAUCCCUGACGAUGACUAUGUGAAUGAAUCGCCGGUGCUGGACUUCAGUGAGAUGGUGGUGCACGGCACAGUGAAGAGAAAGCUGCUAAUCACCAACAACUCAGCCAUCACCGGCCACUUCAACCUGGAAAUGGAAUACUUCAGCAGUUGCCCUCCUCUGCCCCCUACAGUCAGCAUGCUGCCUCACAGCCUUUCGCCCAGACACUCAAGACUACCUCUCCUGAAGAGAACAGUGAAUCUUACAGAAGGUCCAAGCAAGUCACAGGACCAACUGCAACGUGAAUUUGCAGAUGUACUGCUCUGCCACAAGAAAGGUGCAGCGUUUGUGGUUCAUCCCGUGACGGGAACCCUGGAGCCCUACCAGCAGCGGGAGAUCGAAGUCACUGCCUAUGCCAACAUGUGGGGCGACUACCAAGAUAACCUCGUCUGCAGAGUUGCAGGUCUCAAUCCUACCUAUAUCCCCAUCCAGUUGUCCGUUCAAGGUGUUCCACUCUACUUCAAGAUUUUAGGUCCCCAAAAGGACAACCAGAAGCGAGGCCCCAUGAUCAGGUUUGGAACGCACAUUUCUGGAGGAGACACGGUGUCCCGCUACUUACGAAUUAUCAACCCAGGCCCCUGUGAUAUCAGACUGGACUGGGAAACGUACAAUGUGGAGUCGGACGACAUGCAGCUGGUGGACCUGUUGGUGUUUUACGGGCAGGAAUUUCCAGUGAAGGAUGAAAGCGGGAAUGAGACCAACUCCAGCGCCCUGCCCAGCGAGAGCGAUCAUGCCAGGAACUGGGACUCGAUUUCCAACAGUGCAGAGAGCAGCUCUGUGGGCCUCCAUACAGGAUGUGACUUGGAAGAGGAGCCGGAGCUGGAGGAGGAAGAAAAUAUGAUGUUGACGAGCGACCUAAUUACUGUGGUGUUACAGGCUCAUGAGGGCACUCAGGCUGAUUAUCCAUAUUGUGUGACUCCGCGGCAGAUGGUGGUCCCUGGUGGUGGAUGUAGCAUCAUCAAUGUCUCCUUCACCCCACUCGCUCUGAAUGGAGAAGCAACAAACGUGGAGUGUGAGGGCUUUGCCUUGGGGUUUCUAAGUCUGGACAAUAAGGUUGCGGUUGGGGAACCUGGGAAGGUAAGCAGAAACCAAGGAUACAAUACAGAGCCUCUACGGUUAGACUUUUCUGGAGAUGUACAAGCUGCCAUGUUAACAGUGGAGAUGGACGAUGAUGAUGAAGACCAGCUCACGUUUUACGCGGCUGCAAGUGAUUUGAUCCCAGACGGCUUGGAUGGCAAGAUACAGAGAGAAAUUCUGAAGACGCGUGGCCUGAAACUGAGCAACAACACAGAGACCCCGCUGUGCUUCCACUUCUUGCUGCAAACUCCCUUCUGUGUCUUGGAUGUGGACCCCAAAAACACCUUGAAAUCUUCAAACAGUGACCGGGAGGAGAAUGUAAAGUUUCUCAUGCUAUUCCCACUGCAGCACAUGCAUGUCACUGUGGCAUUCUGCAUUUCCUGGGAGCUGCUGAGUUUUCAGGGAAAUAUAUGCAAGAAGAAGGAACAAGAACUGGUGUUUAAGCAGGACCUGGUGAUUGAAUACAACAACAACAGCGCACAGCUCAUUCCCCUCCACGCCCAUUUCUUUCUGCCAUGCAUUGAGGUCUCCAGUGAAGAUGUCAAUUUUGGUACCUGUUUGGUUGGACAGACCCGGAAGAAGGAAAUCUUCUUGCUGAACAGGUCAAAGUCGAAGAGUUACUGGACGGCAACAUUGGUUCCCAGUAAAAGACACAAGGAUGAGAGCGUGUUUGCAAUUUGCCCCACGUGCGGGGUCCUGGAGGCGCGUGUCAUACAGUUAGCUUCCAGCCGGACUACCUUGCUGAUCACCUUUACUGCCAGAGACAGUAGAGUGUACAAGGCCAGCGUCACCAUCCACGGAAUGCUGGGAGAGAGACCCAUAAAGCUGUUGGUGCAGGGAAGAGGAUCGGUUGACGAAAAGUUCGAAGCCACGUACACUCCAUAAGGUCAGCAUGCAUCAAGAUGCUCAGUGAAUGCCCUUCUCAUCAACCACCUGACGCUGCUUCAAACAAUUUGUAAAUGUAUUAUUGAUCAACAUUUCAUUUGUUCACAUUAACAGCAUCUUAACAUAUCGAAGAUGCAACAAAAAACAAACUGCUGCAGGUCAAGCAGCGUCUGUGGGAAAUGGAGAACCUGGAAGAGUCCCCACGCAAAACAUUUCCCUCUACAGAUGGUGUCUGACUUCUUCCAGCAGUUUGUUGUUUUGCUUCAUGUGGAACAUGUUUUAUUUAAUCUGCCUUACCAGCAAGAUACCUUCAUCGGGAAACUCUGAGCCCAUGUUAAUAUAAGAGCUUUCAAGAUCGUCAAAUGUGACUUGAAAACCAAGUUUUGAAAUGUGCUAAAAAAUGCACAGCCAUUAUUUCAACCGAAAUCUAUAUUUGUAAUGUUUUUGCUGUGCUCAUUGUAUAACAUUACAUCAUAUUGUAAAAUAAGAACUUUUAACAUUUAACAAGUGUUCUUGUCUCGUCGGUAAUGUGUCUUGGUGUCGACUUAAAUAUCUCUUUGAACUCGUCGAGUUAACAUGCAGUUUAUCAAGUCUUUUGAAGUUGACAAAUAGACAAUAGGUGCAGGCGAUUCGAUAGCACCGCCAUUCAAUAGGAUCAUGGCUGAUCAUCCACAAUCAGUACCCGUUCCUGCCUUCUCCUCAUAUCUCCCCCGACACCAUUAUCUUUAAGAGCCCUAAUUAACUCUCUUGAAAGUAUCCAGAGAACCGGCCUCCACCGCCCUCUGAGGUUGAGAAUUCCAUACUCAUAACUCAUGUGAAAGUUUUUCCUCACCUCCAUUCUCAAUGGCUUACCCCUUAUUCUUAAACCGUGGUUCUGGACUCCCCCAACAUCGGGAACUUGUUUCCUGCCUCUAGCGUGUCCAAACCCUUAAUAAUCUUAUGUUUCUAUAAGAUCUCCUCUCAUCCUUCUAAAUUCUAGAGUGCACAAGCCCAGCCGCUCCUUUCUCUCAGCAAAAUGAGUCACGCCAGGAAUUAAUGCGAGGGGAAAAAUCAGACUUCAGUUGUUAAAUAUGAAGUGAAGUUGAGUCUAUUCACAUGUGGACAAGUAUGGUGAGGUACAAUGAAAAUCUGGCUUACAGCAGCAUCGGACAUAGACUAGACAACAUGCACAAAUAAUUACACGUAAAUCACACACACAAUUUUGAAGACGGCAAGACAUAAAUAGAAAUAAACAAGUCCAUGUAGGUCAAUUGGCUUCUAUAAAUUGCUCCUAGAGUGUGGGAUGUUAAACUGCAGGUCAGACUGCAUUUGUGGGAAAAGAAAAAGCUAACAGUGGACAGAUAGCAUGAUGGCACAGCGGUAGAGUUGCUGCCUUGCAGCACCAAAGACCUGGGGUCCUGACUAUAGGUGCUGUCUGUACAGAGUUUGUAAAUUGUCCCCAUUGUGUGUAGGAUAGUGUGUCAGCUGAUCAGUUCAGACUCGGCCGGCCUGUUUCUACGCUUUCAGUUGAAGAUUAUUUGUUAAGUCUGUAAAGACGCAGAUCAUAAUUCAGUAAAACAAGAAAAACAGUUUCUUCAAACAUUUUUAUUGUGACUGUAGUUACAACUCUGUAUGAUUCAUAUUUACAGAUGAAUAAGCCAGUUGUUAAUUUACAAAUUAUCCAAUGGCAGAACUGCUCUUAGUAAGUGCUUUUGGAAGAUUCUUUGAAGCAAUUCGAGAACAGCUGUAGCCAUUAGCACC
Molecule: messenger RNA, 6885 nt
Organism: Leucoraja erinaceus (little skate)
Lineage: Eukaryota; Metazoa; Chordata; Chondrichthyes; Rajiformes; Rajidae
Gene: dlec1
Product: DLEC1 cilia and flagella associated protein
Exons: 39
Coding region: 1-5145 (1714 amino acids)
Biological process (GO): negative regulation of cell population proliferation
Source: RefSeq, a predicted model, not a curated record